AUGUUUAAGAACAAGCCAGCGCCAAGACUUGUAAUUCACAAAAACAUAAUUGAAAUGAUAAAAGCCAAAUCCAAAGAAAGAGAACAAGAAAUGAGGUCAAAAGGACUUGGCAACCAAGCAGAUCAACUUAGGCCUACUUCUGCAUUUAUUUGUGAAAUUUGCAAAAAACUGAAGCUUCCUAAACCUCCACAUGUAAUUUUAGAGCAAUCAUCUCAAUUCUGCGCUUGCAAUUCCUCGCUACGUAUGGUUUACAGUCCUUUUCACUCAAAUAUAGCUAAAAAAAAGCUUACCUUUCACCCUUAGUUAGGAGCGAAUAAUUAGAAAAAUCUCUCUUUUGGGAAAAUUAGCACCUUUCCUUAUAAAAUAAAUUUUUUUAAUAUUCAUUUUUUUCACAAAAAAAUAAUCCGAUAUAUAUUAGAUUAGAUUAGGCAAAUUAUUUUAAGUUCCCACUUCCAGUAUCACCAUAUAAUCCCUAGCGAUCGCUGUGGGGUAGUCGUCAAAAGACUAAAAAGCCAAGAUAGUAUCCCUUUUGAUCUGGUCAUAUGGAUUUUUCAGGUAGGCCAUUUCCAGCUUCAAAGUUACCAUUAGCAAACUCUGCUUAGCUCUGGCCAGAUCAGCCUGCACGGACACUUUUAGACCGGAGAGACUAGCCUUUAGAAUCUUGUCGAACCUGUCUUCCCCUUUUCCCCGGAUCAGCUCCGAAAGAAAAACUCAACACGUUUGCGCUUGUUCGGGACAGGCCACAAAUCAACCAAGGUAGGCAAGUCGCUCUGCCUCUAUGAGCAUCCAUUCUGGGCCUGGGCAUUACUAGCAAAAAGAUGCAAGAAACUGAUGCUCGGCGAAGCUAGUGCUGGGCCUCUCGCUUCAAGGCUAAUCCAGUCUUGGGCAACUCGCUGCAACAAAAAUCACGCCUGGAUGCACAUAAGGACACUCUCACGGAGAGGACGGGUCUCUUGUCGCUAUUCAUUUUAUAUAUAUCCGAUAUAAUUGCCUUAAGCUAAAUUUAUUGUCCACAUCUUUUAAAAACAUAAUUUUUUUAAUUUAAAUAAGAUUGCAAAUUGUAUUUUUAAAAUUCGAAAUAGAAAAUUAAAAAAAUAAACUUACUAAUUGUCUAGUGAGGAAGAAAUUAGUUGCUCGCUAACCAUUGGGGAGAGAAAUUAGCUUAACCAGCAGUUUUAACCCUUCAAUAUUAAGAUCAAGAAGCAAGCCCAUAAACUUAAAAAAUCAUUCUGAAAAAAACCUUGUGGCUACAGGUGUUAGAAUUACUACUGAGCAAAGAAAGCGGAGUAUUUCAGUGCCAGAUAGUAACAGAUUUGAAUUUACCACCCCUAUCCCUGACCUUACAUACUAUGAAACAAUUGAGCGUGAAUAUAAAUACCUAAUAUUUAAAGGAAAUAAUUCCUCACUUAUACAAAGCAUACUUAAGCUUCGUCCAAAUUGAUCAGAAGCGGAAAACGGGAGACAAAGCCUGCAAUUUAUAUGACAUCCUACAUCGGUAAAGGCUAGAUUUGAUAGACUUAUGCCUUAUCUGCCAAUUCAAGUGAUUAAUCACUUUGAAUUUCAUGCGCAGCUUAGUAAUAAAUUACUGCUAUACAAUAAUAUGGUGAAUUAUUGCAGGCUGAAAUCUAUUGACAUCACGAAGCUGAUGCCAAUUAUAUUGAAAUGCCUUUAGUGGGCGACAAGGAAACAGAUUAAAAUUUCUAUUGGGAAAAUAAAGGGAAAAUACUAUACUUUUCCUUUGAAUGUUGGAUCCAAAGAUUUCACAGCACAAAUGAGCAAAUUUAUCGGUUUUUUUAAAACUUGCUCCUCUAGUGAUAGUAAAAACUUUUGGCUUUUAAAACCUUCUGGUUUUAACAGAGGAAGAGGGAUUCAUAUAUUUAAUGAAAUUUCAACAUUAAGAAGCCUUUUAGCUGACACGCAAUUUUCUUCACAGAACCCAUCAAAGACUACAGGCCUAAUCAAAAAAUCUCCAUUCAGUACAAAAUUUGUACUCCAAAAAUAUAUAAAAUUUUCCAUAAAUUUCCUCUCAAAAUUUUCAGCUAAAAUACCUAAAAAUUCCACAUGCCAAUUAUAGAAAAAGAUAUAUAGAAAAUCCAUUACUAAUUGAUGGCAGAAAAUUUGAUAUCAGGGUAUGAGUAUUAAUUACCCACGAAUAUGACUGUUUUUUCUUUUCCCAAGGCUAUUUGCGAACAUCUUCAGAAUCCUUCACUUUAGACGAAGACAAGUUGACUAGUGAAUACAUACAUCUUACCAACAACGCCAUACAAAAAGACGGUAGCGGAUAUGGGAAAUUCGAGGCAGGAAACCAACUUCCUUUUUCAUUUUUACAAAAAUAUUUAAAUAAGCAAUUUCCUAGCAUAACCAGCCCAUUAGAAAGACUUGUAACAUCUAUGAAAGAGCUAGUUGCACAUAGCUUAAAAUCAGUCAAAGGAAAAUUAAAUCCUAACAACCGUCAAUUCUGCUUCGAAAUUUUUGGCUAUGAUUUUAUAAUAGAUUCUACUAUGAAGCCAUGACUUAUAGAAUGCAAUACAAAUCCUUGCUUAGAGCUCUCUUCUCCUUUACUCCAGCAAUUAAUACCAAGAAUGGUAAAUGAUGCGUUUAAGCUUACGCUUGACGUGAUUUUCCCUAUUAAAAGCUCAUAUUCUCUAAAUAUUCCUACUAUUGUACAUUUGCAAGAGCAUAACCAAUGGGAAUUUUUAGUGUCCUUAAAGAAAAGCAGCUGUAAUGAUUAA
Molecule: messenger RNA, 2732 nt
Organism: Blepharisma stoltei
Lineage: Eukaryota; Ciliophora; Heterotrichea; Heterotrichida; Blepharismidae
Source: the annotation of a GenBank genome assembly